Molecule: messenger RNA, 1452 nt
Organism: Acanthocheilonema viteae
Lineage: Eukaryota; Metazoa; Nematoda; Chromadorea; Rhabditida; Onchocercidae
Source: the annotation of a GenBank genome assembly
AUGAUGAACUCUGAGUUGUUGGAUAAAAAUUUUGGAGUUUGUUUUCCUGAGGAGUUAGACGGCGCAUUAGAUACGCAACAAGGCUCCGCAAAUUGCUGCAAAUUCAAUCGUUGGGGUUCGUUAAUUGCCGUUGGAAGUAUUGAUGGUCGCGUGUACAUUUUUGAUCUCAUAACCAAAGGAGUCGUUAAAAGUUGGGUGUGUCAUGGUUAUUCUAUUACAUCAUUAAGUUGGUCACGUGAUGGGCGUAAAUUAUUAACGGCAAGCAACGAUUGGUCUGUCGCAGUUUGGGAUGUUCUGGAAGGAUCUCGAAUUGAAAGACAAAUUUAUGGUUCCCCUGUUCUUUGUGCAAUGUUCAAUCCACGCAAAGAUAAACACAUAUUGAUUAUUUACUUGGGUGCUAAUCCAGUGCUUCUAGAUUUGGAAGCGAAACUGCAGACAGAGAUAAAGUUUCCUGAGGAAAUCGACGAUCAGCCUGGAGAAAUUACCGUGGGAACAUUUGAUCGUAGAGGAAAAUACAUCGUUACCGGUAGUAGUAAAGGUCGCAUUGCUUUUUACGAUGCCCAAACAUUAGAACUGAUCACGUUUGUAAAGCAGAAUGCUACGCAUCAGAUUAAAAAUAUAUUGCUAACACGUCGUGGUGAUUUCUUAUUAACAAAUUCUCAGGAUCGUAUCAUUAGGACUUACAAGCUCGAUGUUUUGCUGAAAAAACACCACGGAACUAUUGUUGAACCAUUGCAAAAGCUUUUAGAUAUAAUCAAUAAAUAUAUGUUAGAUUUGUAUCAACUAAAUGAUAUAGAUUUUGCAAAUGAAUUUAGAAUUCUUAAAUUCGUAUUUUCAAUGUUACCUCAGUGUAUUUUCAUGCUUCGUGGAAAGCAAUAUGCGUAUCAAACGAUGGUGAUUAUAUCUGUGGAGCCAGUACCAAGGCGCAUUCGCUGUACAUUUGGGAAAGGAAUUCUGGAAGGUGAAACUUUACAUGACGUUCAGUGGCAUCCGACACGUCCGAUCAUACUUUCGAUAGCCAAUGGUCUUGUUUCUGUUUGGACUCAGGCUCAUGUUGAAAAUUGGAGCGCCUUUGCACCUGAAUUCACUGAACUGGAAGAAAAUGUGAAAUACAUCGAAAAAGAGUCAGAAUUUGAUUUGGAGGACGAAGAUGCGGAUGAACCAACUCCACAAACUUCUAAAGAAGAGGACGACGAAAUUGUUGACGUUGUAACUCUUAAACCAAACGCUGUGUACUGUAGCUCGGAUGAAGAUGAUGAUGGUAGCAUGUAUGUCACUGAUUUGACUGCUAAACGUGGCCCGCUUUGGUUUCUGCCAAUUGCACCCGAAAUCGAAAAUCCGGAAGAAAAUCCUGCACUAUUAUUGACAGGUAGUCGAAAAAGACCCACGACUUAUACUACAUCUAGCGUUAUUUCGAUGCGCAAUAUGACCAAACAACGAAGAGUAAAAUAA